AUGUUUAAACCAUAAAUGAUAGAAAAUGAAAAAGAUCUUUUUUGUUUAAAUAACCACACCUAACAAAGUAGGUUGGUUUUGUUUGAUCAAAAAAUCCAAAAGAGUCAAAGAAUUUGUUGCAGCGAAUGCUUGUAGACUUUCUAAACAGAUGCCAAGAUUGUGGGAUUAACAAUAAUAAUCUAAAAUAUUGAGGAUGUUAUUCAAAAAAAUGCGAGUUCCUUAGAAGAUAUUACUUCAAACACUAUUCAAAAAAUAAAACUUUGUAUAACAAGUGUUUAGAAUUUAAAGACAAAUUUUAUGAAAUUAUUUGAUUCUAUCAUUAGAACAGCUGAAGAUUGGACUUUAAAUUUAUAAGCAUAAAGAGAAAAAUUCAAUUAAUACAGUUUCUAUGAUGAGUUAGAUAACCUUAUUAAUAAAUAGAAUAAAAAUUUUGACACUCACAUAAAACUCAUUAAUACUAUUAAUAGAUCUUGGAUAACAAAGCUAUGCAAUAUCUUAACCUAAUUCAAUCAAAAUAAAGAUAAGUUAAAUUUGUAAUAAUUUUAUGAACAAGUUAUAAGCAUCGGUUAUUUUAAUUUAUCACCACAAUAUUCUAUAAAAUUGUAAUUAAUUGAUUAAUCUGUUAAAUAAUGGGAAAAAUGUUAAGCAAUAGUUUUUGAUUAUUCUGGGUCAAUUAUGGUAUCAACUCAAAAGAAUGACAUUAGAGUAUGGAAUUUUCUAAAUGGAACAAUCAAACUCGUAAAUACUUUAUAAGAACAUACUGAUUAGGUCUAAUGUCUAGUUUAUAGUAAUAAAUAGAAUUCUUUUAUUUCAUGUUCUUAAGACAAAACAAUAAGGUGCUGGCAAUUGGUCUAAAAUGAAUGGAUUUGUUCAUAGCCUUAUUAAUAACAUACAGAUUAAGUUAUAUUUAUGUUAUUGAAUUCAAAUGAAGAUUUACUAUUUUCUGGAAGCUUUGACAAAUCAAUCAAAGUUUGGAAGGUUGAUUUUAACCAAAAUAAAUUGAAAUUUCUGUAUUCACUGAAUAACCAUAGUAAUGAUGUUGUUUCUUUGAGCUUAAAUUAAUCAGAGAAUUUAUUAGUAUCAUGUGCAAAAGGUUACAAUUAAAUUAUUAUAUGGGAAAGAAAAGAAGAAGAUAAAUUUGAAUUCAAACAUUUUGUUACAUAAUCAUUUUAAGAGUAUGGACAUAAAGUUAAGUUUAUAAAAGAAAAUUAAUUUAUGUUGAUAACUAAUGCUAACCAAAUGGAUAAAAUUUUUAUUUUUGAAAGAAAAGAAGGAGUCUUUUAAGUGAAUGAGAGUAAAACUAUUCAUUUAAUGACAAAUAAUAAAUUUUAUGACGAAUAUCAUUUUCCAAUUAUUUAUAAUUAAGUGAGGAAUUUGAUAGUCCUAAGAUAUAAAAUGUUUAUUUAUAUCCUUAAAGAAUUUAAUGAUGGGAAAUACAAAAUAGUUGAUUAAUUGAGUUGUGCCACAUAUAGUAUUUAUGGAACUAUCACAAAUAAUGGACAAUAUUUGGUGUAUUGGGAUAACAAAAAUCAAGGAUAUUCCGUAUAUGAAUUAUUAAAUAAAUGA
Molecule: messenger RNA, 1566 nt
Organism: Paramecium octaurelia
Lineage: Eukaryota; Ciliophora; Oligohymenophorea; Peniculida; Parameciidae
Source: the annotation of a GenBank genome assembly